UCGUCGCGGCAGCCGGUCGGGCCCGACACUGAGCACACGCACCAACAAAUCGCGGACGAUAUAUUUUACGAUCCAACUUGCGAUUUUUAAGCGUCGUGAGUUUACAAGUGCAUUGGACCAUGUGGUUUGCGAACUUUGCCGGCGAUAUGUUCGAGUACGCAUGACUUUGAUGAGACUGUCGUGAAAAACAGCACAAAUGAAGAUGACUGUAAAUCGCAUUAGGGUGGUAGUGUUGGGGAGUCCGCGGUGCGGGAAAUCGGCGGUCGUCGUGCGUUAUCUAACCAAGCGGUACAUAGGUGAAUACAGCUCUACAGGAGAUUUUCUUUAUCAGCACCGAGUCGCGUUCGACGGCGCGGUAUCUGAAGUCGAGAUUAUGGACACUUCUAACUGUGCAAUUCGUGGCUGCCUGGCGGAGCACGUGCGAUGGGGCGACGCGUUCGCCGUGGUGUAUUCAGUGUGCGAGCGGCGGUCCUUCGUGGCGGCCGCCGAGCUGCUAUCGCUCCUGGAGCGCACCCGGCUGCCGGGCUGCGCGGCCGUCACCCUCUUGGGGAACAAGAGAGACCUCGAACACGCUAGGGAGGUCCAUGCGGAGGAGGGUCAGGAGCUGUCGCUGCGGUUCGGGUGCCAGUUCUACGAGGUGUCUGCGGCGGAGUCGUGCGCGGGCGCGGCGCUCGCCUUCCACGCGCUGCUGCGCGAGGCGCGCGCGCUCGCGCUGCUGCUGCCCUCGCCUCGGCGCAAGCUCGCCGCCUAUUCGGUUUCUAAAGUAAUCGGCACAAUAUUCGGCAAAAAUAGCAAAAGUGUGCGAAAGAAAAGGCCGUCACUCAGCAUUUAAACUAAGAUUAAUGUUUCAUACACAUAUUUAUUACUUAAGCCAUGGAGACUGCUUCGUUUGUAAAUAAAAUAAGACAUCUAUUUAAUAAUAUGUCAGUUGAUGGCAAUGUUUUCCUUAGAAAUGUUUUAGGAGUAUUUGAAAAUCUUAUUAACCUGGCUGUCGUGGUCGCAAUCCGCAAAUAUAAGAAUUAGAA
Messenger RNA from Cydia amplana, 1025 nucleotides. RefSeq names its product ras-related and estrogen-regulated growth inhibitor-like protein. Lineage: Eukaryota; Metazoa; Arthropoda; Insecta; Lepidoptera; Tortricidae. The record is from RefSeq and is a predicted model, not a curated record. Gene Ontology annotation, molecular function: GTP binding; GTPase activity. The transcript is spliced from 6 exons. The coding region runs from base 197 to 832 and encodes 211 amino acids.